Cuscuta europaea is the source of this 1382-nucleotide messenger RNA. The record is from the annotation of a GenBank genome assembly. NCBI's taxonomy places the organism in Eukaryota, Viridiplantae, Streptophyta, Magnoliopsida, Solanales, Convolvulaceae.
UGAAUCAGUCUUACAUGGUAUCAGCCUAACUUUCUGAUCCUCUGAAACCCCUACCCUCUCUCUCGAAAACUUUCUGAUCGCCAUGGCCAGCAACGACUCCUCCCUAUCUCUCUCGACAAUUCUGCACAUGCUCACUAUUAAGCUAUCCUCAUCCAACUUCCUGCUGUGGAAAAAUCAGAUUGUCCCUCUUUUAUCCUUUCAAAAGCUCGCAGGGCACAUUGAUGGCACCACUGUGCCACCCCCAGCCACGGUUCAGGUUGACGCAAAGACAGUCCCUAACCCUGAAUUCUCCUCUUGGCAAGACAACGAUCAGCGGGCAUUAAUCCUUCUUCAUUCAUCCCUUUCUGAAGAAGCAAUGUCCGAGGUUCUAGGUCUCAAGACCUCGCAUGAAGUUUGGCAAGCCCUCCAGAGUGCCUAUAGCCACGAUUCUGUCGAGAGAAUGCAGUCUCUUCGUGACUCCUUACGUCACCUUCAAAAAGGUAAUCUGUCUGUCUCUGAUUAUGGUCGCCAGUUUAAACAUAUCUGUGACAAACUGGCUGCUAUUGGACAUCCUGUUGAUGAAAACGAUAAGUUUCACUGGUUUUUAUGUGGUCUUGGAUCCACUUUCGAGACUUUCUCCAUUGCUCAGCGUACACAUACUCCCCGUCCCUCCUUUCGGGGCUUACUUGCUCAAGCCGAAAGCCACGAGUUGUUCCUUAAAAAUAUGCAUCCCACGAAUGUACCACAAGCAGCCUUCACUGCCAAUCACCACCGUGGUCCUCCUCCGGGUCGUGGGUCAUCCAACAAUACUCGUGGUCGCAAUAAUAACAACACACGCGGUGGUUUUUCUGGUGGUCGUGGUCGAGGAAGGAGACCUCCCCAUUGCCAAUUGUGUCGCAAGGAUGGUCACUAUGCCUCUACAUGUCCGGAUUUGGCCUCUUUUGCAAAUCGUUCUUCACCCAUUGAUGCGAACUUAGCCACUGCCUUUCAUUCCCAAUGUCAUGUCAACAAUAACUCUCCUGACUGGUAUGUUGAUACCGGUGCCACUGCACACAUGACUCCGACUCCAUCAAACUUGCAAAGCUCACAACCAUAUGCUGGGAAAGAUCAGGUUGCUUUUGGUAAUGCAUCGUCUUACCAAGGCCAUUCUAGCUCAGGGUCGGGUUGAUCAAAGUCUUUACAUUUUAGAGCAUGGUCCAAGGGCAUUCCUCGCAAGUCUCUCUCGGUCUAAAGCCUCGUUUGAUGUUUGGCAUAGACGCUUAGGACACGUCUCUUUUGAUGUUAUUUCCUUUUUAGCAAAACAUGAUCGUUUGUUUGUUACUUCGUUAUUACCUAGUCCUACUUUAUGUUCCCCAUGUCAACUCUCUAAGAGUAAACACUUACCUUUUGAAAUAAAUCCUAAG